AUGGAUCCUGAACAGAUUCAUGGUUAUUUAAUCAGCUUAGAUUAUAAUGAAAUAAUAAAAAGUGGUUCAGAAUGGAGAAGUCACUUAGCUGAGACAAUGUGUAAUCCCAAAUUAAAUCAUUUACUGUAUCAGUUCUAUUUACCGGCGCCCGAAAUUGCAGCAACUAAAUAUUUAAUUAAUGAUGACGAUGAUUCUUUUGUCAGCUACGGUGAAAGUGGUCAUCGUGAAAAUAAUCAUGAUCGUCUACUGAACAAAGGCAAUUCGGUUACAUUUAUAUUACGGAUAAAAGAUAUAGGUUUGACUAAAUCUACCACAAAUAUGAAUCCAGAUAUCGAUUAA
Molecule: messenger RNA, 339 nt
Organism: Schistosoma margrebowiei
Lineage: Eukaryota; Metazoa; Platyhelminthes; Trematoda; Strigeidida; Schistosomatidae
Source: the annotation of a GenBank genome assembly